Messenger RNA from Zasmidium cellare ATCC 36951, 1071 nucleotides. RefSeq lists its product as uncharacterized. NCBI's taxonomy places the organism in Eukaryota, Fungi, Ascomycota, Dothideomycetes, Mycosphaerellales, Mycosphaerellaceae. The transcript is spliced from 6 exons. Bases 1 to 1071 code for a protein of 356 amino acids. Gene Ontology annotation, molecular function: zinc ion binding; alcohol dehydrogenase (NADP+) activity. Gene Ontology annotation, biological process: alcohol metabolic process. The record is from RefSeq and is a predicted model, not a curated record.
AUGAGUGCGAACUCAGCUACAGGAUUUAUGAUCGAGAACCAGAAGGAGUGGCAUAAUUUCAAGAGACGAGAGACAUUGCCAUCGAUUGCUGUGGUGUCCGCAGCUCAGAUGUGCAUACAAUCACCGGAGCAGGCUGAUAGUGUAUCCUCAGGCUGGGGUGAAUGUCCGCUUCCUAUUUGUGUCGGCCACGAGAUCGUUGGGAGAGUAGUCGCAGUCGGGAAAACCGUCAAAACCGUCAAGAUCGGCGACCGUGUCGGCGUGGGAGCUCAAGUGCAGUCAGAUUUGACUUGUACCAAUUGCCUGGGGGACCAAGAAAAUUACUGCUCUAAUAUGAUCGAUACCUACGGUUCGCUAUACCCAGAUGGAACGAUAUCUCAAGGGGGCUUCUCGUCACACAUCAGGGCUCACGAAUAUUUUACGUUCAAGAUCCCAGAUGCAAUCGAGAGCGAGGUUGCGGCUCCUAUGCUGUGUGCAGGCAUCACUGUGUACAGUCCUCUCGUUAGGUUAGGCGCCGAGCCUGGAAAGAGGCUUGCUGUCGUCGGACUGGGUGGACUGGGGCACUUUGCCGUAAUGUUUGCGGUGGCCCUGGGCGCUGAAGUCUACGUCCUCUCCCAUACUCCGUCUAAGAGAGGAGACGCUCUCAAGAUGGGCGCGAAGCAGUUCGUCGUGACCGGCACCAAAGACUGGCACAAGCCAUACCAAUUCACCUUUGAUCUCAUCCUGAACACUACAGACGCUUUGCACUCGUUUGUGCUUCCGGACUACUUCAGUACGCUGAAAGUCAACGGCCAUUUUCAUACCGUCGGCUUCGGGGACCACCCACUCCCAUCUAUCAUGGCCCAGAGUUUUGCUCCGAAUGGGUGCUAUUUUGGAGCGUCGCAUAUUGGAAAUCGCCCAGAAAUGAUUGCGAUGUUUGACCUUGCGGCGGCUUGCAAUCUUAAGAGUUGGAUCCAGCCGGUGCCUAUAAGCAGGGACGGCUGUGCUCAGGUUGUUAAGGACGUGCACGCAAACAAUGGUCGAUAUAGGUAUGUCCUAGUUGAAUAUGACAACGAGUUUGGCAAGAGAGCAUGA